Molecule: messenger RNA, 441 nt
Organism: Truncatella angustata
Lineage: Eukaryota; Fungi; Ascomycota; Sordariomycetes; Amphisphaeriales; Sporocadaceae
Product: cofilin/tropomyosin-type actin-binding protein
Exons: 1
Coding region: 1-441 (146 amino acids)
Biological process (GO): regulation of actin filament polymerization
Cellular component (GO): site of polarized growth; plasma membrane; actin filament
Molecular function (GO): actin filament binding
Source: RefSeq, a predicted model, not a curated record
AUGUCAGGCAUCGACUCCCCCGAGAUCCUCGCGGCUUACGACGCCGUGCGCUCCGACAAGGACGAGACGAAAUGGCUCCUCAUCUCCUACGCCAGCGCCGUCGGCGAUAAGCUUGCCCUCACUGCGACGGGCACGGGCGGUCUCGAAGAACUUGCCGGCAAGCUCGACGAGAGCCAGGCGCAAUAUGCGUAUGUUCGGGUGGAAUAUGCCAACGACACCGAGUCGAAGCGGGUCAAGUUCGCGCUGGUCAUCUGGAUCGGCGAGAGCACCAAGGUGAUGCGCAAGGCACGCGUUAGCAUUGAGAGUGGAAACGUCAAGAGGGUCCUUGCGCAUCACUCCAUCACCGUCGACGCAAGGGACAAGAGCGAUGUCACCGAGAAGGAGAUUGUGCCUCGAUUGCGGAAGGCAGGAGGUGCUGAUUACAAUGGUGGGAGGGGCUGA